Messenger RNA from Homarus americanus (American lobster), 4150 nucleotides. RefSeq names its product sialin-like. The coding region runs from base 297 to 1574 and encodes 425 amino acids. The transcript is spliced from 10 exons. Gene Ontology annotation, biological process: monoatomic anion transport; transmembrane transport. The record is from RefSeq and is a predicted model, not a curated record. Gene Ontology annotation, molecular function: transmembrane transporter activity. Lineage: Eukaryota; Metazoa; Arthropoda; Malacostraca; Decapoda; Nephropidae.
GUGGUACAGGGUCAUGAGUUUACUUGAUAAAUUAAACAUUAUAUUGAUUUCAAGAUUAUUCGAUGCCUAACAUAUUGAUAUAGUUAUAAGCAUGAUGAAAUAACAGGCUAUAGCAGUUAAUGGCCGCGAUGGUGAAGGUUAGAAGGCUGUUGUUGACACGUUGACAAGAGAGGAACAACCCAACGAGGCAAUACAUCACAUUAUCAUGGCUAUAUCAUCAAUAAUUCGUCUCUCGUAUGUUUAAACUGAUAUGAAAAAAGGAAUAUUAGAUUUUUAAUCCUUAAAAACUGUACAGAAUGCGUGGAUGGAGUUUGCUGCGUGUUUGGCCAUGGUUGCUGUCAUUCGUGGGUUAUUCUCGGGUCAGUCUUGUAGAUGACUUGAAGCACCAAACAACAUCAAGCAUAAAACAGAAGGAGGGUGAUUCUUUUGGUCAAGGCAACUCCAGUGAGAUAGGUUUUGGAAAGCGCCAUGUGCUCAUCAUUUUGUUAUUCUUGGGAUUUGCCGGUGUUUAUGCUAUGCGGGUUAAUUUAUCUGUGGCCAUCGUUGCCAUGGUUAAAUCUCGUCCUCGGUCUCAGAACCAAAAUGAACAAAUUGAUGAAACGUGUCCAAUACCUGAGGCUCAGAGAACAAAAAUGGGUUCUUCAGAAAUUGGAGGAGAAUUUGACUGGGAUGAAGAAACCCAAGGGAUGAUUCUUGGGAGUUUCUUUUAUGGCUACCUUUUGACAAACUACCUUGGAGGGUACUUGGCUGAGAGACUGGGUGGACGACUAAUUUUUGGUACUGGAGUAACACUUACUGCUCUCCUCACUGUCAUUUCACCUCUGGCUGCAAGACAUUCCUCCAGUGCAUUUGUCAUCAUUAGAAUUCUAGAAGGAAUGACUGAGGGCGUCACCUUCCCAGCCAUGAAUGUGAUGAUUUCACACUGGAUUCCUCCUCAGGAGCGAGCACGUUCCUUGGCUCGUAUUUGUGGUGGAUGCCAACUUGGAACUGUGAUAACAUUGUCAAUAAGUGGAUGGCUCACUCAAACUCCUUGGGGUUGGCCAUCAGUUUUCAUCAUUUUUGGUUUGUAUGGCCUUGUGUGGGGGUGUUUGUGGUUCAUGUAUGCUUAUGACACCCCGGAUCUCCACCCGACAGUCUCCACUGCAGAAAAGAUUUACAUCAAGCAGGGCACAGGAGAUCACAGGAAGAACGAGAAACUGGAUGUACCAUGGCUAUCCAUAUUGACAUCGACUCCAUUUUUGGUGGUGAUAGCAGCUCACAUUGGUCAAAAUUGGGGUUUCUACUGCAUACUGACAGAGCUUCCAACAUACCUAAAAAAUAUCCAACAUUAUGACAUGAAGCAGAAUGGCAUAUUGUCAGCUUUGCCGUAUCUAGUAAUGUGGCUGUUUAGUUUGGUAUACUCAGCCUACAUGGAUCACUUACUGGAAAAAGGAGUUCUCACCACAAAACAGAUUCGGCAGCUUUCUACAGUUAUUGAUUCUCAUACAGGACUGAAUAUUGCUGACAAGUUCAGGAAGAUGUGGGUUGAUUGGAGUCUUGAUGCCACACAAAGAAACAUCUUAGUGAGAGUUUGAACAUCUAACAUGUCACUAGGGAGUGACAUACAGGUAGUAAAAAUUGCUUCAGUGCACUGUUUGAUCCAUCUAAUACAAUUAAUCAUCAGUGAUGCUGUUUUCUUUCAAAAUAGUGUCAAAGACAUCCUUGCUAAAAGUCGCCGAUUAUCUACUCAUUUCAAUCAUUCGUCAUUAGCAUACUAUGAAUCUUUUCACAGUAAAUAAGUGAUGCUACCACCCCUGUUCAUUUAAAAUAUCUCAACUCAUUGGAACAAUGCUUACCUCAUGCUUCAACUACUACUAAAACUGAAGAAAACUGUUCAACUUUAUUUGGCUGACCAUAUUGAGCUCCUGGCCAUUUCUUCUAAUGAAUGGCAAAUUAUUGAUCAUCUUCUCACUCUUCUACAGCCUUUCUUCAGGCUUAUGAAAGACUUUAGUUCAGAGCUCUGUACAUUAUCUACAGUCAUUCCCAAUAUAUGCACAUUGGAAAGAUUCCUCUAAAAAAUUGGUGAAGGGAAUCAAGGAGUGCAAACACCAAAACAAGAACUUCAGACUUCACUUAGUGCAUGUUUCUUUUCUACAAGUGGCCUCAACAUAUUAAAUAAUCUUACGUAUGUAGUGGCAACUGCAGUCCAUCCUCGAUUCAAACUGCAGUUUCUCUCUAUGGAUGGUAGAGAGCAAAGGAAGUUAUGGCUCUUAGAAGAAGUAGUAACCAGUCAAUGGAAGCAACUUGAUAAAUUUAAAGAUAUGGGAAAGAGAAGUAAUGAGAGUGAAGAGUCAUUUUGCAUGCUCCCUCCAAUGCUCAAAAAGAACAUGGGAAGACGAUAGUUUCAGGGCUUGCUUCCUGGAAAUAGCAGGUGCAGUUACAAGCACAUCAGGUGAGAAGAGGAUUAAUAAUGAUGAUGAUGACUAGUCUUUCACUGAAUAUGCAUCAGAGGUUGAUCAAUAUGUAAGUCUUCCCCUAUUAGAAGAUAGUAAGUGCCCUCUAGAAUACUGGAGAAAAAAAGAUAAAUUCCCAAAACUGAGGAAACUUGCCAUCAAGCUUCUAUCAAUGCCAGCUUUAUUUGAUUUUUUUUCAGAACGAUUGUACAGUACUGAGCAUAAGAACGUGCUUGAAGAAAAACAUUCCUGAUUGUUGCCUAAUAGAGGGGUAAUGUUGCUGCUCAUUCACCAUAAUGGCCAAAAGUUUGAAGUUUGAACAGGCAUGAUAUGCUUUAAAUACACCCUGUUUAAUUUCUAAAUUUUUUAAAAGAUAUAUACUGUACAGUAUAUGUGUAUUGGAUGUACACUAAAUGGUUUAGUUAAUGAAGUUUAAAAUAAUACCUGUUUAUAAAUAUUUUUUUUACAAUUAUUACUGUAUAUCAUAUACUUUGUACCAGUCCAAUCACCUAUGUAAUGCCUUUAAAUACUACUAGUAUUAGUUACAUCAUUGAAAGUACCAUGUUGUGUUCUGUUCAUUUUGUAGAAUUUAUGUUAGCAGGAAAAACUGUAGCUCAUUACAGUAUAGCUCAUUUGCAUAUACAGUAUAUAAUAUUAAUUGCAACAAUUCACAACCUAAUGCUUUAUAUUGUUAAUUCAAUUGCUAUAGUUAAUGCAAAUUUUACUUGGUUAAGAAUUAAGAUUUGGUUUCAACUUCAAGUGCCAAGAUUUUUUUUUCAGCUGGAAAUAAGUGGAUUUUUUCAUUUCUAAAUAAAAUUAAUUUGACCUUUAACAUACUAUUUUAUAUUGGUACAUUAUACUGUCGAUUCUUUUGUAAAAUGCAAGGAAAGUUUCUUCUAGUUAACACCAAUCAAAUUAUUCUGCUGAAGAAAAACCGCUAGUACAGUAGUAAUCUAAAUUGUUAUUAUCUGGUUAUCUGGGAGAGUAAGAGAGGUAUCCGACCAGGAUAUUUGCUAUUAUCCUGCCGGUUACCUUAUCUGGUACACCUCAAGUAAAAGUAUGUGAAUAUGAACAGCAGCGCCAAGACAUGGUCAUUAUCAUGGUGUAAAUAUUCAUGUCAUAUUUCAGAAAAAAAGAAAAAACAUAUUAGUAUAAUCAAUUUCACAAUUCUCAAAACACUAUUUCAUGAUUAAAACACUAAAAUAUGAGAGUGCAAAGCGGUAUUGAUUAUGAUGGGAGACUUAAUUUAAAGGGACCAUGACCGCUGAGAGAACAAAGAAAUUAUUGCAUCUACUCACUGCCCAGCUGAACUCACUAAGCACUACAGGUGUCCCUCUUAAUGAUUAUUUACUUAGCGAUUUUUUCAGUUUAACGAUUUAAAAUUUUUGCACCUCUCUCAUUUAAUGAUCUUCAAUUAUCGAUUUAGUGAUUUUCAACUCACUGGGAAAAAUUUAGGAGGGAGUUGGGAAAAACUGGGGAUUCUGUGCUCCAAGUGCACAGCAUUACAAAGGUGUACUCUCAAUGUGGCUUAGAAGUAAAGAAAAUAUAUACUGUAAUAUAACUAUUGAAUAAUAAAAAUGAAGACAAUUGUACAGUUACCGAAAUAUUUUACAGUAGAACGUCGAUUUAAAACAAUUCAAUUUAAGAUGAUUGAUUUAAAUUGACACCCACAAUUAAGGACAAUGUUUUAAUUUAAAGCGAAUCUUUCCUAUUUUGCG